AUGUCCGAAUGGUCAAUUCUGUCCGGAGAUUCUUCUGAACGAGGCAGCGUCAGCUCAGAGUCGGAUAGCGGCUUUGUACUCGAGAGCCUGACUCCAAUGCCGAAGGCUACUAGAAGAAACAACCGCAAUACCAAUGCCACCUGGUUUGGAAGCCAAGCCGCAGCUGAUACUCCUUCUGAAGGUGACGCGACAGGUCGGGAUCCUUCACCCAAUCUCCACAACAUCAACGAAACCAAGCCAAAUAUUGCCUCGCAAUGCCAGACCAUUCCGAAGAGUACAUCCCAGGUAGAUCAAGUAACGGCAAACUCUGUCACACGAGAUAAGACCUCAGCACCUGCUCCCAGGUUCAUUGACGGUAUCGACGUCUCGACGCUGCGACACUUUGUCCUCACAGUCACUGAUCAACAACAAGAUAUGCCAUCUAAGAUAUGGGCUACGAUCGAACAUGACUAUCAGAGGCACGGUAUCAGCUCAAUGCUUCAUACUGUCUUGUGGGCAAAUAUCUAUCUCCUCGAGGACCGGGAGAAUGGGUUCUGGAAGGAAGUUAAGAGAGUAGCCACAGCCAAAGUUCCAAAAGACCUGAACUGUGAGAUACUUGUCAAGGGUGAUACGGAGAAGGUCCGCAGAGUGUUCAGAAGUCUCAAUCUUCUUGUUCACAACGGAAAGCACUUCUUCCACGGAGAUAACUUCUACUUCUCGUUCAGGAACGGCGUUUUCCUUUGGCAAUUUUACGGAGAUGGACCUGAUCUUCACAACUUCCUACUUGAGGAAGGUAUCCCUACCGUCGAAAAAGCCUUCAACAGGAUUUCCUCCACGGUGCCAACGCCAUGGUAUCCAUAA
This is a messenger RNA of Hyaloscypha bicolor E, 840 nucleotides long. RefSeq lists its product as uncharacterized. Bases 1 to 840 code for a protein of 279 amino acids. The record is from RefSeq and is a predicted model, not a curated record. Lineage: Eukaryota; Fungi; Ascomycota; Leotiomycetes; Helotiales; Hyaloscyphaceae. The transcript has a single exon.